UCCGUGGAACGAUGAUCGAUCGGAGAACGACUUUCCUCGAGAGGAUAUCGUUUGCCAGAAUUCAUCCGUAACCCGACGAUUUCUUUUCCACUCGUGUGUCAGGGGUGUGCAGAAAACGCUAGAAACUAAUGUUCUUAACAGGUGGACGACAAGGAACUGUCCGGAGCGGAAGAGGAGAAAGAAGUCGAGAAAGCCCUGCUGAAGCCGUUGUUGUCUUUCGAAGAUCUUGUCAGGUUUUCCACGCUCGAAGGCGGCGGCGACGUUUCACUGAGAACAUUGCUGCAACGGGCGCAGGAGACGGGCACCGAGUGGCCGGGCCUCGAGCACGCUAACAUCGGCCCGUACAUACAGAAGAUGCUCGCGGCGGCUGCACCGUUCAAAGGCACGGAGACGCAAGAUUAUCGCAUUCCGGAGGUGAUGAGGAGGCUGAUGAGCGAAGACAAGAGGCUAAACAAGAGCGUAAACGGGGACCAGUCGCAGCCGUGUCAUCAGCAGUUUCAUCACCAGCAAUCGUCGCACUCGGCGCACCAGCAGCCGCAGACGCCGUCGCAGCAACAGCAGCGCGGCCCUAUCACCAACGACGACUUCAACCCGAACAUCGAGGAGGAGGCGAGCGACAGCGCUCAGGGCAGAGCGAUACUAAAGAUUCCGUCCUACAAGCCCGCGAGCACACCGGGCUGUUCCAGCAAGAACGGUGAACCGACCUCGGCCGCGUUCGCCCAGGGAUUCGCCACCGCGGCCUCUAGUCCCAGCCUUCUGGAGAGAGCCAGCCCGGCGUUCUCCGGCACCAGCAGCCCGACAAACUCGCUCGUGGGGAAGACGGUGGCCGUCAACUUCCGCGACGUCAUCGCGAAGAGUAUCAGCGUCAAGUUCCAAGAGGGCCAACCGGUCGGCACGGCGGCCGGGUUGCCCGGCUGCCAACCUGGCGGCGUGGUGCAGCCUCAGCAGACGAUCAUGACGGACCCCAGCCCGUUCAAGAGGAGCCGGUACACGCCGCCCCAGCCGACCGCGCAGCAGUCGCAGACCUCGGCCAAGCCGCAGCAGUCGCAAGACGCGAACAAGCCGAAGGCCGCGACCGGUGGCAAAGGCACGAGGCCGAAGCGCGGAAAGUACCGCAACUACGACAGGGACAGCCUGGUGGAGGCUGUAAGGGCGGUGCAGCGGGGCGAGAUGAGCGUGCACCGCGCAGGCAGCUACUACGGAGUGCCGCAUUCCACCCUCGAGUACAAAGUCAAGGAACGACACCUCAUGAGGCCAAGGAAGAGGGACCAGAAGCAGACGGACGACAAGACGAAAGAGACGGCGGUCGCAGCCGCGGCGGCGGCGGCCGCGAACAUGCGCCCCGGCACGGCCGACAAGAAGCCGCAGCUGAAGCCGCAGAAGCCGUUCACGCCGCCGGCCGGGAUAGCCGGGCCGAACGGGCUGAAGAUGCCCGCGUUCAUGGAGGGCAUGCCCCACUUGCCGUUCGCGCCGUUCAACUUUUGGAACCCGGCGCCGUUCAUGCCGUCCCCGUUCAUGGCGGGCGCGCCGAACGUGCCUACGAUCCUGCCGGAGCAGUACUUCGCGACGAGCAGGAUGCGCGGCCUGCAGGAACAGCAGAGGAGCGCGGCGAUGGUGCAGCAACAGCAGCAUCCGCAGCAGAGGGACCGGGACGGGAUCGGCGUGUCGACGGCGACCACUGAGUCGCCGGGCACCUCGAACUCCCGCGGCAC
Molecule: messenger RNA, 1712 nt
Organism: Nomia melanderi (Alkali bee)
Lineage: Eukaryota; Metazoa; Arthropoda; Insecta; Hymenoptera; Halictidae
Source: RefSeq, a predicted model, not a curated record